Neurospora tetraspora is the source of this 1350-nucleotide messenger RNA. RefSeq lists its product as uncharacterized. Bases 1 to 1350 code for a protein of 449 amino acids. The record is from RefSeq and is a predicted model, not a curated record. The transcript has 2 exons. NCBI's taxonomy places the organism in Eukaryota, Fungi, Ascomycota, Sordariomycetes, Sordariales, Sordariaceae.
AUGCUCGACGAUCCUUUCGGCCCCGAAUGGAAGAAUAAAGAGUUCAACAAGAAACUUCAUCUUUCUGGAAGCUUGUUCACAGCUCUGGACGGAGCUACAGUAGUCUGCUGUGCAAGCCCGCAUGACGCCUGUCUAAGAUUGAGCUUGAGGGAUUUGGAGAUGGAGCCUGGCAGCGUCGAGAAAGAGGUGAUUAAGGAGUUGGACUUUCAUGUGGCGCUGGGGCUAUAUAACAACACGGCAACUAGCGGUUACCCGACGCAAAUUCCAUCAGAAUGGUAUAACCUUUCGAUCAGAAUUGCCGAAAGUACCUCUGAAGAAUCUGGUAAAGGAGGAUCGCAGCCAGAGCCCCAAAGCUUUAGGCAAAGACUCACCAAGAGAACUAGGGCCACACGCACACUCAUUCGAGAGUCCCUCAAACUGAUCCUCAAACCGAAACCCGAGCUCAUGAGCAUGGCGCAAUCACCGUCAGGUCUUGGAUUAUGUCAGAUGAUCAGACUGCAACAGAUGAGUCCCACAACAGCAAACGACCGUGUGCUUUACGGGUUCAUCCAGGACCGAGAAAUCCACCGCUUGUUUGGCUUAUACGCACCAGUGCUUCAACAGUCAGGAAAUGAUAGGUGUAGUCGGGUGCCUCACAUACCUCGGCUGCUUCAUACCCUCCCUACUGAUUUUACUCUGCGUCAAUUGCUUCAGCGAGAUGUUGCGUACCCAGGGGUAGUCUUACUUGGAUUCCCAGGCAAAUUACAGCUAGCUGUACUUGUUGCCAUCAACGUUCUGCACCUUUACAACACCCCUUGGCUGUCGAAAACCAUCACGCUUGACGACGUCAAGUUCCGACUAGGAAAUGACGCAUCCGCCACGUUAUCUUCACGUUAUUCCUCGUUGCCCGAGUUCGGACCAUAUUUCCCGUAUAGACCUUUCAUCUCCAAGGUCCUGCCUUCCUCUAGCCCGCCUAUCAUGCUCGAACCAAGCGACCUGACGGGAACACGGCCACGCGAGAUGACCGCGUCGUCAUUUGGUCUUAUUCUGAUCCAAAUCAUGCUCGGAAGGGUUAUAGAUGAACUCGGCGUCAACGCAGAGCAAAACGCCAGCAUGAUGACCUUCCAAGAGUGUGAGGCAAAGUGCAGCACCGGAAGGAGGUAUGAAGGUGAGGUCCUCCAGGAAGCCGGGCCAGAAUGCGCUUCCGCGGUAAUGUGGUGUCUUCGGAGCUUCGUCAACAUCGGUGGCUUGCAUAACGAGAAAUUUUGUCAAGAAUUCUGUGAUGAGGUGAUUUUCAAGUUGCAGGAGGCUUUGGAUCAGUCCAAGUGGUUGAACCAUACGGAGGAGGGAGGUGAUUACGAGAGACGAUGA